Molecule: messenger RNA, 859 nt
Organism: Hemibagrus wyckioides
Lineage: Eukaryota; Metazoa; Chordata; Actinopteri; Siluriformes; Bagridae
Exons: 5
Coding region: 31-687 (218 amino acids)
Source: RefSeq, a predicted model, not a curated record
UUGGCCAGCUAACCACGGAACUACAUUCACAUGAAGCCAAAUAAAGCGACAGUGAGACCGUUAUUGCUUGAUUGUGACAACCACGAGCUUGAUGUCGAGUUUCAGUUGUGGUCUGAAAUAUGUUUUGGAGAGGAAAGUAAAGUGGAGGUUUCCAGAGCAGAAGAAGUAGAAGCGAGCGCCGUUGUCUCAGCAAUGUUUCCUCAGACCACUUUUUAUACUCAGGAUUUCAACCUAACAUCACCACCACCACCACCAACAACAACAACACCAUCAUCAUCUUCAUCAUCAUACUCUACCUUCCCAAGCUUUUCACAAGAACCCACACAGUUAGAAGUCUCCGCACCUCAUCCAGGAUGGCAGCUGUAUAUAAGUUAUGGCACCCUGGCAUGUGGAGGCAUCUUGAUUGCAGCACUAGUCGUGAUUAUCAUCGUGUACUGCUGCUUUUACAGAGCGGCAUCACAGGACUUCUCUCCUAAUGACGACCCCCAGGAGCUGAUCACAGAAGGAGGAGACGCUGACUGUCAGGAGAAAACGACUGAUUCUGGAUCAGUGUAUCAGAGUCUGAAUCAGCAUAGGUCAGUGUAUCAGAGUCUGCAGACCAAAAAUGAAAGUGUUUAUGAAUGUAUAGAUGAAAUGAGGACACACAGGGAGACACAGAGCCCAGAUAUCUGGACGGAAGACAAUUAAAGGGAAGUAAACUUGUGGCUUGCUUUGAAGGCCACCUUUUUUUUUUGCCUAAACUAAAAUAUUUUUUUGCCUACAUUGAAGUAUUUGUUUUGCCUACAUUGAAUUUUAUUUUCACUAUAUUGAAAUAUUUUUGUCAAAUUUGAUUUUUAUUGCCUACAUUAAAUAUAUAUUA